CCCCAGCUCCAUGGCCGCAAACCAGAAGCUGCUGCAGCAUCCAUCCCUCAAUCCUGCUCUCGAGCUCCAAGCAGCCUCCAACGCGACGACCGACCUCGCCUGCAUCCAUGGCCGUGUUGGUGGCGAGGCAGGGGCGCGAGCUGCAGCGCUACAGCCAGCGCACCGGCGGGCGCAUCGUGGUGGGCUGCAUCCCCUACCGCGUGCGGCGCGACGACGGCGAGCUGGAGGUGCUGGUGAUCACGUCGCAGAAGGGGCACGGCAUGAUGUUCCCCAAGGGCGGGUGGGAGGAGGACGAGUCCAUGGACGAGGCCGCCCGGCGCGAGGCCCUGGAGGAGGCCGGCGUCCUCGGCGACACCGAGCCGAUGCUCGGCUUCUGGCACUACCAGAGCCGCCGCUACGCCGACCAGACCUACGAGGGCUUCAUGUUCCCGCUCCGCGUCGCCGACGAGCUCCACCAGUGGCCCGAGAUGGCCUCCCGCAAGCGCACCUGGGCGACGGUGAACCAGGUGAUGGACGGGUGCCCGCACUGGUGGAUGCGGGAGGCGCUCGAGAAGCUCGUCGCCCGGCACGCCAAGCUGCAGUCCGCUCUCUGAUUGGGUACCUAACCAAUCGGAGACGAGGAACCUCGCGGCCGGCGGCGACUCCGGCAAGAAAGGAUCGGCAGCACGAGCGAACCGACGCUAGCGUGCGCGCACGAAGUCAUCACAGCUCUCUCGGUGCAGCGGCAGGCCGGCCGGCUCGGAUUUGGUCGCCCUCACCGGAGAAGAGAGAGACGACGGGGCGCACCGCGCGGAUGGAUGCCGGCGAUGCUUUCCUGACUCCCGAGACGCGGAGUCGCCGUUGAGGCGGCAGGUUCAAAAUAAUUUAUUUAGCGAGCAAAUGAUUGGACAGAAUGUACACAGAAACCCAACAGGACGCGUCGUAGAGAACAGAACAGCAGAGCAGAACAAUUCACGAUUCUUUGGAGUAACAGAACAGAGUGUAAAUUAGCGCUAGUAACUUCGUUUCUUGGUGCCAUCGGAAUUGAAACAGCUGUUCAAGAAAAAAUUUAGCGCGCGCGCACAAUUUCUCGUAAGUACGUA
Molecule: messenger RNA, 1082 nt
Organism: Setaria italica (foxtail millet)
Lineage: Eukaryota; Viridiplantae; Streptophyta; Magnoliopsida; Poales; Poaceae
Product: nudix hydrolase 18, mitochondrial
Exons: 2
Coding region: 108-593 (161 amino acids)
Cellular component (GO): nucleus; cytoplasm
Molecular function (GO): pyrophosphatase activity
Source: RefSeq, a predicted model, not a curated record